This is a messenger RNA of Papilio machaon (common yellow swallowtail), 1848 nucleotides long. RefSeq lists its product as uncharacterized. Bases 1 to 1848 code for a protein of 615 amino acids. Gene Ontology annotation, biological process: DNA integration. NCBI's taxonomy places the organism in Eukaryota, Metazoa, Arthropoda, Insecta, Lepidoptera, Papilionidae. The transcript has a single exon. The record is from RefSeq and is a predicted model, not a curated record. Gene Ontology annotation, molecular function: nucleic acid binding.
AUGACAGUCCUUCAGUGGUUACGUAGUGACGCGCGCUCUUUUAAGCCUUUUGUUGCCCAUCGUUUAGGCGAAAUUAUUGAAAACUCUUGCGUCAGUGACUGGCGAUGGGUACCAACAGACUUGAAUGUUGCCGAUGACGCUACCAGAACGCGAUCAAUUAACCUCGACGCGUCCCACAGAUGGUUCCGCGGACCAUCUUUUCUAUUUAAAUCCUUUGAGGACUGGCCUACAGAGCCGAGGUAUGCCUCACCAAAUACCGAUGAACUCAAGACCAAUAGUUUUGAGUUGGUCGGACUAACUUCCUUUGUAGAAGAGUUACCGACACCUGUCACAGCUAUUUUUGCUAAUUUUAGUAAUUGGCAGCGCUUAUUACGUGCCACAGCCCGGGUACUUCAAGCUGCGGCAAAGUUUGGUGUAAUUUUGGCUUCCUUCAGAAAUUCUAAAUUGAAAGGCGAAGUUGUUUGUGCCCGCCAUCCUUCAGCGUCCACUACCCUACCGCCUCUUAGUGCAGAUUUAAUAAAGGCCGCUGAAAGGCAAAUUCUGCAACGAACACAGCUCGAGAGCUUUUCCAUAGAAUUUCUUCAUGUCCUGAAUUCGAAGCCUAUUCCUCCGAACAGUCGUCUCAAAAAACUGUCACCCGCUUUGGGAGAGGACAAAUUACUGCGGUUAGCCGGAAGAAUUAAAGCCGCAGAAGGCAUUGAUCCUGACACACGCUUUCCCAUCCUUCUUGACGGUCGUCACCCAAUUGUACGUUUAUUGGUACAAUUUUAUCAUCGAAAAGCGGGUCACGCAAAUUAUGAACUAGUCGUGAACGAAUUAAGACAAAAAUACUGGUUGUUAAGGCUGAGGAACACAGUGAGAACAGUAGCUAAAGAGUGUCUGAUCUGCAGAAUUAGAAAGUCCUUGCCGGUGAACCCGAAAACAGGAGAUCUGCCACCUGAAAGAUUAGCUCACCAUCGACGGCCCUUUACUUUUACGGGCCUGGACUACUUCGGCCCCAUAAGCGUCACUAUCGGGCGCAGGCAUGAAAAACGUUAUGUGGCUCUUUUCACCUGUUUAACUGUCAGAGCCCUUCACCUGGAGAUGGUACAUAGUCUAUCUACUGACUCUGCCAUCAUGGCUAUUAGAAGGUUCAUUGCAAGACGGGGCUCUCCAGAUACUAUUUUUUCGGACAACGGAACCUGCUUUGUUGGUGCCAAUCGCAUUCUCAGAGAGUUCUACGGUGAAAAUGUCGAAGAUUUCAUGAGCACUCAAGGAAUACGCUGGAAGUUCACCCCACCAGCAGCACCUAAUUUUGGAGGAUGUUGGGAGCGCUUGGUGCGAUCAGUUAAAGUAGCUCUGAACGCAACAUUAACCGAACGAGCUCCAAAAGAAGAAACCCUAAGCAGUUUACUAGCCGAGGCAGAAGCCAUUGUCAAUUCACGUCCAUUAACUCAUGUAUCUACAGAUCCUGACGACCCGACAACACUCACAACAUUUCAUUUCUUAAUCGGUUCUUCGUCCAUGCAGACCCUACCUACUGCCUUGAAUGAUCACGAUUUGGUCAGCCGUUCUGAAUGGAGGAAAGCAUUGAGGCUAGCGGAUCAUUUUUGGUCACGUUGGAUGCGCGAGGUUCUCCCGACACUACAACCACGUGAGCAGCCAAGAGGCAACCGCAGUUCAACAGCUCUUCAAGAGGGUGACAUAGUGAUCAUAGCUGAUUCUAACUUACCCCGUGGGACAUGGCCACGAGGCCGUGUCGCGAAAACGUACUGUGGGAAAGAUCAGGUGAUAAGGGUAGUGGACGUAACAACAGCAGGGGGUAUGCUACGCCGACCCGUACGAAAGCUGGUUAGGCUCUCCACCUAA